UCCUGCGGGUUGCUGGAGGCUGGGGCGGCUGUGGAGCCUUGGGUGAGAGAGGGAGUGUGAGGGUGCGAAAGGUGAUCCUGACUGAGGGAGGGGACGCACUGCCGGGCGCCCCCAUCCUAUGGAGCGGGGUAAGAUGGCGGAGGCGGAGAGUCUGGAGACGGCGGCAGAGCACGAACGGAUCCUGCGAGAGAUCGAGAGCACCGACACGGCCUGUAUCGGGCCCACGCUCAGGUCUGUCUAUGAUGGGGAAGAACAUGGACGAUUCAUGGAGAAGCUUGAAACUCGAAUACGCAAUCAUGAUCGUGAAAUUGAGAAAAUGUGCAACUUUCACUACCAGGGCUUUGUGGAUUCUAUUACUGAGCUGUUGAAAGUGAGAGGAGAAGCUCAGAAACUCAAAAACCAAGUGACGGAUACUAAUAGAAAACUACAGCAUGAGGGAAAGGAACUGGUAAUAGCGAUGGAAGAGCUGAAGCAGUGUCGACUACAACAGAGAAAUAUUUCUGCCACUGUUGAUAAAUUAAUGCUGUGUCUUCCAGUCCUAGAGAUGUACAGCAAGUUGAGGGAACAGAUGAAAACAAAAAGACAUUAUCCUGCACUGAAAACUCUGGAACACCUAGAGCAUACUUAUCUGCCUCAAGUAAGCCACUAUCGAUUCUGCAAGGUGAUGUUGGACAAUAUCCCCAAGCUACGGGAAGAAAUAAAGGAUGUUUCUAUGUCUGAUCUCAAAGACUUCCUGGAGAGCAUCCGCAAGCAUUCAGACAAAAUUGGAGAGACUGCAAUGAAGCAAGCUCAACAACAAAGAAACUUGGAUAACAUUGUCUUGCAGCAACCCAGGAUAGGCAGUAAGAGAAAAUCUAAGAAAGAUGCAUACACAAUCUUUGAUGCAGAAAUGGAAAGCACUAGCCCCAAAUCUGAACAGGAUUCAGGAAUUCUUGAUGUAGAAGAUGAGGAAGAUGAUGAAGAGGUACCUGGGGCCCAAGAUUUGGUGGACUUCUCUCCUGUUUAUCGAUGCCUACAUAUAUAUUCUGUCUUGGGUGCCCGAGAAACAUUUGAGAACUAUUACCGAAAACAAAGGCGAAAACAGGCUCGUUUGGUACUCCAGCCUCCAUCUAACAUGCAUGAAACUCUAGAUGGCUACAGGAAGUAUUUUAAUCAAAUUGUAGGCUUUUUUGUGGUUGAAGAUCACAUUUUACAUACAACACAGGGCUUAGUAAAUAGAGCCUACAUUGAUGAACUAUGGGAAAUGGCACUUUCAAAAACCAUCGCAGCACUCCGUACCCACUCGUCUUACUGCUCUGAUCCAAACCUUGUGUUAGACUUGAAGAACCUCAUUGUGCUUUUUGCCGAUACGCUUCAGGUAUAUGGUUUUCCUGUAAACCAACUUUUUGACAUGCUGUUAGAAAUCAGAGACCAGUAUAGUGAAACACUGCUGAAGAAGUGGGCAGGUAUUUUCAGGAAUAUACUUGACUCAGACAACUAUAGUCCCAUACCAGUCACAUCUGAAGAGAUGUAUAAAAAGGUGGUAGGACAAUUCCCAUUCCAAGAUACAGAGCUGGAAAAGCAACCAUUCCCCAAAAAGUUUCCUUUCUCUGAAUUUGUGCCAAAAGUUUACAACCAGAUUAAAGAAUUUAUCUAUGCCUGUCUGAAGUUUUCAGAAGAUCUUCAUCUAAGCUCCACUGAAGUUGAUGACAUGAUUCGUAAAUCUACAAACCUACUGCUGACUAGGACUCUGAGCAACUGUCUGCAAAAUGUCAUUAAAAGGAAAAAUAUUGGGCUUACUGAGCUUGUCCAGAUUAUUAUCAAUACCACACACCUGGAGAAAUCAUGUAAAUACUUGGAAGAAUUCAUCACCAAUAUCACUAAUGUGCUUCCAGAAACAGUCCAUACCUCUAAGCUUUACGGUACAACAACUUUUAAGGAUGCUAGGCAUGCAGCUGAAGAAGAGAUUUAUACCAAUUUAAAUCAGAAGAUUGAUCAGUUUCUACAGCUAGCAGACUACGACUGGAUGACAGGAGACUUACACAACAAAGCGAGUGAUUACCUAGUAGACCUCAUUGCCUUCCUGCGCAGCACCUUUGCUGUAUUCACACACCUUCCUGGAAAGGUGGCACAGACUGCAUGUAUGUCAGCUUGCAAGCACUUAGCCACAUCCUUGAUGCAGCUUUUGCUGGAAGCUGAAGUAAGGCAGCUCACUUUGGGAGCAUUACAGCAGUUCAACCUGGAUGUCAGUGAAUGUGAACAGUUUGCCAGAUCCGGCCCGGUGCCUGGGUUCCAGGAGGACACGCUGCAGUUGGCCUUCAUCGACUUGAGACAACUUUUGGAUCUCUUCAUUCAAUGGGAUUGGUCAACCUACCUUGCUGACUAUGGGCAGCCCAACUGCAAGUACCUCCGGGUAAAUCCAGUGACGGCUCUUACCCUGCUUGAGAAGAUGAAGGAUACUAGCCGCAAGAACAAUGUGUUUGCCCAGUUUCGGAAAAACGAACGAGACAAGCAGAAAUUGAUUGACACUGUGGCCAGGCAGCUUCGAGGACUCAUCAGCAGCCACCACUCGUGAAAGCCAGCCCUGGGCCCGCACCGGCUGCUUGCUGCAGUUUUGCAGUCUGGGAUCCAGCCGAGGCUGGUCCUGUAUUUGUGCAUUCUUCCUCAAAAGAGAGCAUAUGUAUUUUUUUAUUAACCCCUGUACAGUAUUCACAUAGCCUUUCCCUACAGUAAAAGAUGCAUAAGAAUAAGCAAAUACACAAAAUGUUGCUAGGCAGGGACUCGGGAAGCAGUUACAACACUAUCCGUCUUAGCCUAGGAGGGGUAGCAUUAUUGGUCUCAAUGUGGGGAAACACUGUUCAUCCAUCUGUGGCUCUACAGUUUAGAUCUGGGUCCCAGGAUCACACAAACCAAGAAGAUAGUUGGAUUGGGAAGGUGAGGUGAAUAAACAAAAAGAUAAUGAAAGAUAACCUGUUGGCUCUUGGGUGCCCCAUUCACCAUAUAGAUAAGGAAACAGAUCCUUCCUGGCACCAAAGGACCUGGGAAACAUUACUGCUUAAUGACACUAAAGACAGCACAUAAUUCUAUAUGUCCAUCUCCUUUGUCUGCUGACUUUCAUUAGGUGGUGAACAAGCAGGGCCUAUGGCAAGAUGACAGAUUCACUUUAAAACCCCAAGGAUGGCAGUUUCUUUAACCCAGAUCUAACCCAAGAUCUCUACUGCUUAUUUUCCUGGGUUAACAUAGCUGAAUAGGAAGCAAUCAAACCAGGACUCCAUGAUAAACUGCAGGUUGUUUUCAUAUUGGGAGUAUUGAGUCUCACGCUGCCUAGGGCAUUUGUGUGGAUCUCCAAAGCCAGUUUGAAUCAGAGCCUUGAUUCCUCCUCAUUCAUCUCAUUCCCUUCUGUCAUGGUGAGAGCACUUGAUUCAUUAGGUCAACAGUUACCACCAUAAGUUCUCACAAGAAGCAUGAGACUUGUCUUUUCCAGCAACAUCACUGAAAUCAGUUGGGUCUCUUAUACCUGAAAAUAGCCCUAAUUUACACUUUGAGAAAAUCUAAGACUUACUUAGGAUUAUUCAUUCAUGUUUUCAAAACAGCACUUUUCUGACCAUCUUUAAAAGAAAUAUCACUAGCUCUGCACCAUAGGGGCGGCUGUGGCUAGACUAGACACCUCGAGUGAUGGAGCCACUGCCACCAUGAAGUUAGAUGGCCAACUAUGGCUCAUGGCUUGAUGCUCUUGGCCAAACCAAUGUUUACUGAGUUAUAUGCUGGAUACAAAGCUCUUCCUGCUGAAGCUCAAGGCCUCCAUCCUUUUCUGAGAGCCCCAAAGCCAUCUUUUUGCCUCAUCUGAGAACAAUUGCCUAAUAUCCUAUUUCCCAAACGCUGGAGCCUGGGUUUAGCUGGAAGGCUAUAAUCAUCAUCACAGAUCAACUCCUGAGACUUCAUGCAUGCAAGGACCUUCCCAUGAGGUCAGUCUGAGGAACCUACAUACUAAGACCCUGCAGGAAGAUGUUACCAAGGCAACUGGGAAGAAUAUAAAUGAGCUUCAGCAACAAGUCACAUAGUUUUUUCUACCUUGGAUUAUUGGGAGGAGAGAUUCAUCCAACAGAAGGCUUCACUAUCUUUCUUAGCUACUAAGUUGCUUCUGGGAAAAGCAGGACUUCCUCUUUUGUUCCUUCUCCUGUCCACGUCAUACCCGAUCACAUCUUGACUACUACUGAGGAAGAGAAUGUGCACAUAAUUAUACAACCUCCUCGGCACUGGAGAGACAAGACAACAUGUGUCUUCCUGUAGAAUCUUGUGAAGACUCAUUCUGGCCCAGAGUUUUAGGAUGAGGGUCACAGAACAACAAUACAACAAUACUACUCAACACUUGAUCAGGUUUUGACAACAAGACCAAGAUGACCUCCAAGCCAUGAAUUUUGUUGAAAAGGAUAAGAAAUUACACUACCUUGAAGUCCUGUUGCUUGAGAAAGAACUAAGAUCCCCUCCUUCACUCACACUCAGUUUUCAGCAAAUUUCUUCAGCUUUCAGUGCUAGGGCUUUAGAGAAAAUGAAAUUAAUCUCAAGCUUGUUCAGUGUUGAUGUUUCUUGAGGUAUUUUUGCUGCAUUACUCUUCAACUUCUACCAUGGAAGGGCCAUAUUGUGGAGGCAAAGGGAAUGGUGUGGAGGAAUAGAGGCUACUCUGUACCUUCCGCACAAGAGUCCUGCUAAAGAGAAUGCUUAUUCAAGUCAUACAGCUGUGCUUUCUGGGGUAUCUACUCUUCUCUCUCAGUCUGCCUAUAUUCUAACAAAACAAACAAGCAACACAACAUGCUGCUUCUCAGUGGUAUUAGAGAUAGAACUAUUGGGGAGUCAGGGAAGAUUAAAAAAAAAAGUAGGGUCCAGGAAUGUCAAUGUUUUUUUACUCAGUUAGGCAGGAAAUGUUUAGUUUUGUCUGUAGGCCCAUAGCCAAGUUAACAACCAAGAGCACUUGUGCCAAUGCCCCAUAAGACUCCUCAGAUCUGGCCUCAAAUGCCUACAUAACUAGAAGUGCCCUGGAGGGCCUCAAUAAAGGGAUGAGAAUAUGGAUGUCUUCUGACCACCAUGAAUCUUUGGUCAAGUUCCUGGGAACAUAGGGUCCACGUUCCUGAAGAAUCUGAGACCCCAUUAGCUUUCAGUGAUAAUAGAGGCAGCUUGCUUAGUUUUAGCACUCAUAAGAAA
Molecule: messenger RNA, 5178 nt
Organism: Perognathus longimembris pacificus (Pacific pocket mouse)
Lineage: Eukaryota; Metazoa; Chordata; Mammalia; Rodentia; Heteromyidae
Gene: Exoc6b
Product: exocyst complex component 6B
Exons: 22
Coding region: 119-2554 (811 amino acids)
Biological process (GO): Golgi to plasma membrane transport; intracellular protein transport; exocytosis
Cellular component (GO): membrane; exocyst
Source: RefSeq, a predicted model, not a curated record